Messenger RNA from Pestalotiopsis fici W106-1, 966 nucleotides. RefSeq lists its product as uncharacterized. The transcript has 3 exons. The coding region runs from base 1 to 966 and encodes 321 amino acids. The record is from RefSeq and is a predicted model, not a curated record. NCBI's taxonomy places the organism in Eukaryota, Fungi, Ascomycota, Sordariomycetes, Amphisphaeriales, Sporocadaceae.
AUGACGUCUUUGUUAAUCCACUUUUCUCCCAGUAACCCGUCUUUUGGCUAUGAAGCUUUGAGGGUCUUGGGCUACCGCAAUUAUGGCGGCGCCGACGUCGCAGAGACGGGAGAAGAUAGCCUGGCCAAAGGCAAUGUCCGUAGGGCGGAAGAAGCUUUCUUGAGAGCUUCUAACUAUUAUCGGACUGCCGAAUUCUAUCGUCGCAGUGCCCCUUUCGAGGACGAGAUUUCGAACAACCUGGCCACUGCUUUUAGUGCGGCAUUUGUAUCGGCCGCACGGCUGAUGCAAUACCCUUUCGAGGAGAUCAGCAUUCUCUACCGGAACACCACACUGCCUGGCUUCAUCUUCAAUGCAGCACGGAUACUUCGCCACGACCAACCAUUAUCUUCAACGGAGGGUUUGACUGUGUUAUCAAGGAGUCCUGACCCCAAUAAGCUGGUACUCUUCGGCUGGAGCAUCGACGGCUAUCUCGCAGCGCGUGCCGUGACAAGCGAGCACCGCUUCGCAGCUGUCAUCUUGGAUGAUGGUGUCUUCGAUUUCGGCAGCGCCUUUCGUACUUCGCUGCCGUCCUUUGUGAACUAUCUGACAGAUAAGAACUGGGACAAGACAAUCGGGGUCAUCUUGAGGACGGCUUCGAGGUUUGAUAAUGGAGCUCGAUGGGGGAUUCUCAAUGCGAAAUGGACCUUGGGGCUCAUAUCCGAGGCCGAGGUUCUUAAAGAGGUCUCGAAGUACAAUUUAUCGGGGUUGACUGAUAUGAUAACCAGCACCACCCUGGUUUUGGACGCACCGGACGACCAUUUUCUGAAGGGUCAGCCCCAGGAACUAUUUGGUCGGCUGAAAUGCGAGAAGAAGUUUGUUUCCUUGAGAAGUGAGCAGGGUGCAACCACACAUUGCCAAGGCGCAUUCUCUUCAUUGCACCAGGUCAUUUUUGACUAUUUGUAUGAAGUUGGGGUUCUUUCAAGCUAG